This is a messenger RNA of Limanda limanda (common dab), 2098 nucleotides long. RefSeq names its product minichromosome maintenance complex binding protein (gene mcmbp). Bases 101 to 2008 code for a protein of 635 amino acids. The transcript has 16 exons. The record is from RefSeq and is a predicted model, not a curated record. Gene Ontology annotation, molecular function: chromatin binding. Lineage: Eukaryota; Metazoa; Chordata; Actinopteri; Pleuronectiformes; Pleuronectidae. Gene Ontology annotation, biological process: DNA-templated DNA replication.
UCCUGAGAGUGUGGAGAAAGUCAACAAGUGUCUGCUCGAAGAUUUGUUUUUUGAUUCACUUGUGACAGGUUUCAUAUCCGCCAGACGCCCCCGGCCCACGAUGCCCUCCACUCAGGACUGGAUCGACCUCCCUCUGGAUGUGGUCGAGGGGAUGUUCGCUGCUUCCCAGAGCAGUCCAAACUCUGGCUGGGAGGCGAAAGCGGUCGAGUUCUUCAAAGAGCGGCUGAAAGAGAAGGACGCUCAAACCUGGGUUCCUUCUCUGAACGACAUCCCUCUGCACUACCUGAAGCCCAACAGCCUGGUGAAGUUUCGCUGUCUAAUCCAAGACAUGUUCGACCCGGAGUUUUACAUGGGAACGUAUGAGACUGUUGAUCCAUCCACACAGGCUAAAGUGCUGCGAAGUGGGAGGUACAAAGAUGUGACAGAAUGUGGGGUGGAUUUCAACUCCAGAAGCACAGUGACUGCAGAGAGACAGACGUUCUACUGUGUGCCCAUCCCUGGAGAAAACCCCUGGGUUAAAGAAAGCUAUGCCGGCUCCAGCCAAGCAAGAGUGGUUCCCUCCACCUCGUAUGUUCCGAGCAGACAGAAACGCAGCUACGAGGAAGAUGACGAAGACGUGGACGACAUGGACACACAGCCGCAGAAGCAGAGGGAGCCCCCUACUGGUCCUCACUGUCCCACAGACCAGCAGGGCAACGGUGACUGUAAACGACUGGAGAGAGAAGCUCCAUCCAGCCAGACGGCAUCGUCCUCACACCUGGACCUCAACUUCCCCCUGCCCGGAGAGAAAGGCCCCUCCUGUUUAGUUAAGGUGUACGAGAACUGGGACAGCUUCAAACUGAACGACAUGCUGGAGGUGUACGGGAUCCUCUCCGUCAGCCCUGCUCUCAGUGCUCUGGCAGACGGGAAAGACACCUCCUCAUCCCUCCUGGACCCUGCAGACUGCAUGGAGACAGCGGAGGAGCAGAGAGUGCACAGCCCGCCGGCCUCGCUGGUCCCUCGCCUCCACAUGGUCUACGCCAAACCGCUGCGGCACAACAACCCCCUGCUGCCCUCGCUCACCUCGGAGGACAACAGUGCCUUUUUAUCUUCGACCCUGAGCGAGAUGGCCGCUGUUAGAGCAGAGCUGCUCACAUACUUCACUCACGUCCUUCUGAGAGAUGCCCUGGCCGCCGAGUACCUCAUUCUGCAUCUCAUUUCUAGCGUGUACACCAGACGAGAUAUUCUCCCACUAGGCAAAUUUACACUGAACCUGAGCGGCUGUCCUACGGUCGCCUCGUACACCGAGCGCCUCUACCAGUUCAUCCAGAAGCUUGUUCCAUCUUCAUACUAUCUGGGCAUGAGUCUCCAAAACAUGAACCAGAUGCAGCUGGUUCCUAAAAAGGACUAUGUGGCCAACCGGCUCGUGAGUGGAGCCGCGCAGCUGGCCAGAAACACGUCGCUCUUCCUGGAUGAAACCAAGCUGGAGCAGGGACAGCUGGACACAACAGGUGUGCGAAACGUCACAGCCCUGGGGAACCUGAUCUCGUGGCAGAAGGUUGAUUAUGACUUUAACUACCACCAGAUGGAAUUCCCUUGCAAUAUUAACGUGCUCAUCGUGUCAGAGGCCCGCUCGCUGCUGCCGUCAGAUUGUCAGAUCAAAGUACAGUCUCAGGUGGACCCCCAACACAUGGAGGAGUAUCUCAGCGGCAUCAACAUGCACCCGCAGACCUCAUCACUGCUCAACAAGCUCCGGAUGUACCUGAGUGUCGCUCGGCUGCUGGACUACAGCAUCUCUGAUGAAAUGACAAAGGCAGUUGAGGAGGACUUUGUGGAUAUGAGGAAGGACGACCCCCAGAGCGUAUCUGCAGAGGACCUGCACAGGAUGCUGGUUGUUGCAAGGUUGUUGUCUCUGAGCCUGGGACAGACCUCGCUGUCCAGAGACAGCUGGCUGCGAGCCAAACACCUCGAGACGCUGCGGAGGAGCCGGAUGGAGCAGCACAAGUGCGUCAAUGGCAACGAGCCGUGAUCACGCAGGCAAAUGAGAUGGCUCCUGUUUUUUCCUUUUUGAUACCUUAAAAAAAAAACAAGUUUGUAAUAAAAAUGUUUUCAUAUGUCA